Messenger RNA from Gadus macrocephalus (Pacific cod), 3858 nucleotides. RefSeq names its product platelet-derived growth factor receptor beta-like. Gene Ontology annotation, molecular function: platelet-derived growth factor binding; ATP binding; platelet-derived growth factor beta-receptor activity. The record is from RefSeq and is a predicted model, not a curated record. Gene Ontology annotation, biological process: positive regulation of kinase activity; angiogenesis; cell surface receptor protein tyrosine kinase signaling pathway. The transcript has 26 exons. NCBI's taxonomy places the organism in Eukaryota, Metazoa, Chordata, Actinopteri, Gadiformes, Gadidae. Gene Ontology annotation, cellular component: signaling receptor complex. Bases 67 to 3021 code for a protein of 984 amino acids.
CUCUCUCUCUCUCUCUCUCUCUCUCGCUCUCCCUCUCUCUCUCCCUCUCUCUCUCUCUAGAGCGUCAUGGAAGUGAACACUCUGAAGGCUAUUUUCCUGGUGCUGCUGGUCCAGAUGUGUCCAGAAGACGCUGCUUCUUUGGAGUUAAACUUCUCACUCCCUGAAGUUCUGCUUGAUCCAAACUCCUCCUUUACUGUGGUGUGUUCAGGGUGGGGGCCGGUGGUCUGGCGCUUCCCCACGGCGGCGGCGGUCCCCGACGGGGUGUCCACCGAGGAGCAGGGCUCCACCAGCACCCUGCGGCUCCACAACGCCAGCUGGAGCCAGGCGGGGCGGUACGCGUGCGAGGAGCCCUCGUCCCGCCAGACCAAGAGUCUGGACGUCUUCAUCCCAGGGGACGGCCCCGAGGAAUGGUUCGUCCCGGGAGGCGGCGGGACGGUGACGAAGGUCGGGGAGGAAGGCACCAUCCCGUGCGCGGUGUCCGACCCGCGCCUCAACGUGUCGCUGUACGAGCGGGACGGCAGGGAGCCGGUGGGGGCCGUCCGGUACCACGCCGCGCAGGGCUUCAGCGGGCCGCUCAACGACUCGCCCUACCGCUGCGUUGCCCGGGGCGACGGCCAGGAGAAGACUUCCCGGACCUACUAUGUGUUCAGCAUCAUAGUCCCGAAGGUGUUUGAGGUCCAGAUGGAGUGGUCCGGACCGAUCCAUCUGGUCGGUGAUGCUCUGAUGGUUAACUGCACCGUAGAUCGCCCUGAUGUGGUCUACUUUACCUGGCAGUACCCCCGAAGACAGGUGAUAGAGCCACUGACCGAAUUCCUGCCCAAUCAGAUUCGAUCAAUUGUCAACAUUUCCAUGGCAACACUGGAUGACUCAGGUGUCUAUGUGUGUUUGGUCGAGGACGGGGUGCAAGACCAGACUACCAAAACUGUGAAUAUCACUGUACUAGAGCGAGGCUUCGUGCGUGCUGAGGCCCGGGGGGGUCCAGACGUCUCCCGCUCCCUCGACGGAGACUUGGAGAUGCAGGUAGACGUGGUGGCCUUUCCCCCCCCCAACAUCACCUGGCGCCAUGGCGACAGCCCCAUCCCCACGGACACCGGCCUGGUCUCCACCACCAAGACCAGCAGCACCAGAUAUGUGAGCAGGCUGCUGUUGGUGGGAAUCCGGAGGGAACAGAGUGGGUCGUACACCGCCACCGUGGUCAACCAGGACGAGCUCAGAGAGGUCACCUUCAACGUAGAGGUCACAGCGCCCCCUAGGGUACAUCAGCUGUCGGAGUCUGCUGCUCUCGGCCGUCAGACCGUUCUGUGUGUUGUUGAAGGAGAUCCCGCACCUUCUCUUCAAUGGUACAGCUGUCAAUCACAGCAAAGGUGUGAUGGUAAGACAGACCUCUGGCAGAAUCUCUCUACGGGUUACAAUGGAGUCGAGAUUCAGACCAACGUCUCUCAUCCUGGAGGCCAAAAUUUCACACAGGUCCACAGUCUGCUGGUCCUGCCCAGCCUGCACUCUGUCAGCGCAGUCCGCUGCGAGGCCAAGAACCAGCUCGGCCGCCGGGCCUGGGACCUCCGCCUGGUGACCACAUCUGGAAUUCCUCUUAUUCUGUUAUUGGUCGUCGCUAUUCUGGUUGUCCUGACUCUUGUCUUCCUCAUCAUCCUCAUCAUCGUCUGGAGAAAGAAACCGCCCUAUAAGUGCAUGUGGAGAAUCAUGGAUCCAUCCGGAUCUGAAGGAAAGCUUUACUCCUGCGUCGACCCUGCCCUCCUGCCCAGCACCUCAGCCUGGGAGGUUCCACGGGACAGCGUCAUCCUUGGGUCUCCGCUGGGUGCAGGGGGGUUCGGUCAGAUUGUUGAAGCCUCGGUGACCGGCUGGUCUGACUGCAGCACCAGGGUGGCCGUGAAGAUGCUGAAACCAGGGUGCAGCACUGAGUCCUCUCUGAUGUCGGAGGCCAAGGUUCUCGGAGUGCUGGGGCCUCAUCUGAACAUCACCAACCUGCUGGGGGUCUGUGGUCCCCCAGGUUCCUUCUUCCUGAUAACUGAGUUGUGUGGUCACGGUGACCUGCUUGACUACCUGCACCGUCACAAGCACAGCUUACUGACCGACGAAGUCCCACACCUGGACAAAAGUGAGGCCGUAGAGGGAGGCUAUAUGGACAUGAUGAAUGGAGAUGCUCAGUGUGUUGCCAUGGAGACGCUUGGCGAUCCAUCCCACCCUGAACUCAACCCGAGCCCUGAGGACCCGCUGUGUGGGGAUGCUGAUCCUGGUCGUCAUGGUGACUCCUCUAGCCUCACCCUUCAGGACCUCAUCAGUUUCAGCCACCAGGUGGCCGAGGCCAUGACCUUCCUGUCCUCCAAGAACUGUGUCCAUAGGGACCUAGCAGCCAGGAAUGUGUUGGUGUGUGGGGGGGGGCUGGUGAAGGUGGGAGACUGGCGUCUGUCACAUGACCUCCACAAGGAUCCAAGCUACGUCGCCCGCGGAAACUGCUACCUGCCAGUGAAGUGGAUGUCUCCAGAGAGCAUCUUCCAGAGCGUUUACACCACGCAGAGCGAUGUCUGGUCCUACGGAGUUCUGCUGUGGGAGAUCUUCUCUCUGGGGGAGGCUCCAUACGCAGACCUGAGCUCCACCAACAAGUUGUGUUCAGCCCUGAAGACCGGAUACCGCAUGGCCAGACCCAAACAGGCUUCCCAGGACCUAUACCAGCUGAUGAUUGGCUGUUGGAAGGCGGAGCCGACCUCCAGACUCUCUUUUACUUCUUUAGCCGUUGCUACUGGCAACGUGCUGGACCACGCCCACAAACAGCUGUACUCCCAGCUGAAGCAGAACUUCCUGAGUGGAGAGAACACAGCGAUAACCAGAUCAAGAGCCGCCAGGACAGACAAACAGCCUGGUAACCUAGAGGACCACCCCCCUGAGGUUUUGGUCGACCGAACACGUACAGAGCUCCCGGAGGCUGGCUCCUCCCACAGCUACCUGGUCACCAUGGAAACCAGUGCCCGGGUGCAGGCAGGUCCUGAAAACCUCCAAACCCCGUGACCUGGCUGUUAUUGAGGCCGCCCCAGAAUCCCACGAUGCCUCAAUGGUGGAACAAACAUCAGACCUGAUGGAUGCAAGAUAAGAGUCCCCCUGGUACAUAUCUCAUCUACUUCAAGAUAAGAGUCGCCCUAGGACAUAUCUCAUCUACUUCAAGAUAAGAGUCCCCCUAGUACAUAUCUCAUCUACUUCAAGAUAAGAGUCGCCCUAGGACAUAUCUCAUCUACUUCAAGAUAAGAGUCUCCCUGGUACAUAUCUCAUCUACUUCAAGAUAAGAGUCCCCCCAGUACAAAUCUCAUCUACUUCAAGAUAAGAGUCCCCCUAAUUAAUAACUCAUAUUCUUCAAGAUAAGAGUCCCCCUAAUUAAUAACUCAUAUUCUUCAAGAUAAGAGUCCCCCUAAUUAAUAACGCAUAUUCUACAAGAUAAGAGUCCCCCUAAUUAAUAACUCAUAUACUUCAAGAUAAAAGUUCUGCUAAAUCGGAAUAAAGAACAUAUACUACAAGAUAAGAGUUCUCCUGAACCUGAAUAAAGAACAUGUACUACAAGACAAGAGUCCUCAUGAAUUACCAUCAUUGUUAUCAUUGUUGUUUUAUUAUUAUGAUAACUAUCAUCAUCAUUGUUAUGUAUAUCAUGUUAUGUUAUCAAGUAAUGUGCUUUAUAAUAUUGUUUUGAGUUGUAUUAUAAUUGUUUGAGCUGUAUGGUAACAUGUUUGGAGCUUAUGAAUGAUAGCAUGAGUUAUGGUUACAUAAUGAGAUAUUGAAAGCUAUCUACAUAUGAUAAUGUAUGUUAGGGUUAGCUGAUAUCUAAAUGAUAAAUAAAUAUCAUAAACGAUAAUAUAA